This is a messenger RNA of Fusarium coffeatum, 1506 nucleotides long. RefSeq lists its product as uncharacterized. Lineage: Eukaryota; Fungi; Ascomycota; Sordariomycetes; Hypocreales; Nectriaceae. Gene Ontology annotation, biological process: glycerophospholipid biosynthetic process. Bases 1 to 1506 code for a protein of 501 amino acids. Gene Ontology annotation, cellular component: mitochondrion. The transcript is spliced from 3 exons. The record is from RefSeq and is a predicted model, not a curated record.
AUGCAACGCUUCGGUGUGGUCGGCCAAUGCCGAUUCGCUGCACGUCGGUUGAUGCAGCCUCGGUACAUCGCGCCUAUGGCGACGACAGUCUUGAGAGCUUCAUCUCUAUCUCAAAGGACGUUCCAUACAUCUCGAGUCGCGCUUUCGAAACCAAAGGGCUCAUUAGGUGUCAACCCCAAUCAGUUCGAGGAACCAACCGACCUGGCACGGAAGAUAUUCUCCGAGUUCGCCUUUGCGUUUGAUAUCGAUGGCGUCUUAUAUCAGGGCCGCAACAGGGUGGAUGGAGCCGAGAAGGUUAUUAAAAUGCUCAGAAGCAAUGGUGUCAGAUACGUCUUCUUGACAAACGGUGGUUGCGUUCCCGAGAAUAAGAAGGAAGAUACCCUGCAGGAGAGGCUUCAGAUCCCGAAGCAUGAGGAUGCUAUCAAAGGAAGAAUGAUUCUUUCGCACACACCGAUGAGCGGUUGGAGUGAGGAUAUAAAGAAGAACGGCACUGUUCUGAUCACAGGUUCUCAUCCUGAGAAAGCUCGACAAAUCGCCCUGGACUAUGGCUUCAAGCGUGUCGUCACGCCAGCAGACAUUCUAGCUGAGUGCAAGGACGUGUUUCCCUUUGAGCAUAUCGAGGGAGAGGUCAACGGCAAGCCUACGCCAUUACCUGACGGCAAGCGAAUCCCUUUGCUCAAAGACCCGUAUACGACAAACGUCCCUGCGAAUGCGCUGAAGAUUGACCAUAUCUUUAUCUGGAACGACCCAAGAGACUGGUCUGUCGAUAUCCAGCUCAUCCACGACCUGUUGAUCUCUCAUCAAGGCUACCUUGGCACUGUUUCGAACUUGAACGGUAACGAGAACCUCCCUAACAAUGGAUGGCAGCAAGAUGGUCAGCCUGGACUAUGGAUCUCCAACCUUGACAUGCUGUGGAAGACGAACUACCCCGUGAACCGAUUUGGUACAGGCGCUUUCAUGGAAGCUCUGAAGGGAGUAUGGUCUACGACUACCAACGGAAAGGAACUUGAGUACAGCGCUCUUGGCAAACCUUUCAACCUCACUUACAAAUAUGCUCACGAGAGACUGCUGCAAUACUACCACGACAUGGCUUGCACCCGUGGUCAAAGCACAGAACAUGACAUAUCAAAGUGCCAUCCACUGCGCCGCGUCUACAUGAUUGGCGACAACCCGGAAAGUGAUAUCCGGGGAGCUAGUGAGUUCAAGGCAGAGGACGGAACCGAAUGGGUACCUAUCCUCGUACGAACAGGCGUCUGGAGACAGACAUCGACGGAGAAGGAGCCCCGAUACAAGCCAGCCGUCAUUGUAGACGAUGUGGUUGAUGCUGUCGUCUGGGCCCUCAACAACGAGGGUAUCAAGGCUGAUCGGGAGUGGGUCUUGUCUGCCUUAUCACACACGAAGGGUUACGUUAAGCUGCCUCCUUUGGAUGAUGGUGUGCAGAAUGGAGUUUUGGAAGCGGGAGCCAAGUAUCCCAGUGAGCAGGAAGCUGCCGAGGCGAAGUUGUGA